ACCAUCAGCAUCCGCGGUCGGCCAUUUUGUGAGUGUGUGCUCGAUUGAAUAUUUGUAUUGAGAAGCUUUUGCAGUAAAACCGAAUGAUUUAGUUUAUAGAUAAGCUUAUUUAGCGUAAUAUUAUAUGUGCUAAAAGUGUAUUAUAUUUUUCGGAUAUUGGAUAGAUCUAUAAAAUGGAGGAAAAAGCUUCACUGAAAGAGUUGGAUCAGUGGAUAGAACAAUUAAAUGAUUGCAAACAACUGACAGAAAGCCAAGUGAAAACUCUAUGCGACAAGGCAAAAGAGAUAUUAGCAAAAGAAUCAAAUGUACAAGAAGUAAAAUGUCCAGUAACUGUGUGUGGCGAUGUACAUGGUCAAUUUCAUGAUUUAAUGGAAUUAUUUAGAAUAGGAGGCAAAUCUCCAGACACAAAUUACCUAUUUAUGGGUGAUUAUGUUGAUCGUGGAUAUUACUCCGUUGAAACAGUUACUCUGCUUGUUGCUUUAAAGGUAAGAUAUCGUGAAAGAAUAACGAUUUUACGAGGUAACCACGAAUCCAGACAAAUCACACAAGUAUAUGGAUUCUAUGAUGAGUGUUUACGCAAAUAUGGCAAUGCCAAUGUAUGGAAAUUCUUUACGGAUUUAUUUGAUUAUUUACCACUGACUGCUCUGGUUGAUGGUCAAAUAUUUUGUUUACAUGGUGGACUAUCACCUUCAAUUGAUACCUUAGAUCAUAUAAGAGCUUUAGAUCGUCUACAAGAAGUUCCCCAUGAAGGCCCUAUGUGCGAUUUGUUAUGGUCAGAUCCUGAUGAUAGAGGAGGAUGGGGUAUUUCUCCUAGAGGAGCUGGAUAUACUUUUGGUCAAGAUAUAUCAGAAACAUUUAAUCAUUCGAAUGGUCUUACACUGGUAUCAAGAGCUCACCAAUUGGUUAUGGAAGGAUAUAAUUGGUGUCACGAUCGUAAUGUUGUAACUAUCUUCUCUGCUCCUAAUUAUUGCUACCGUUGCGGUAAUCAAGCCGCGAUUAUGGAACUAGAUGAUGCUUUGAAAUAUUCAUUCCUUCAGUUUGACCCAGCACCAAGGCGUGGAGAACCACAUGUCACUAGGCGGACACCAGACUACUUCCUUUAAAGAGUUCAGUUUUAAGGAAGUAGUUACCAAGGUAGGGGAAAGAAUAUCUGAUUUUAUAGAGAUGCCACCGAACAUAAUUUAUGAUACAACAUCAGCAUCAGUAUAUAAUUUGUUCUUACUUUGUGGUGUCUCUUCAAAAGAUAUAAUACAUGCUUGUUCAAUGCGAGCAAGUUCCAUGCCACAUAUAGACACAACAUUCAUUGUACACAUAAGGAAUACAAUAAUGUAUACACAUACCAAGUAAAUUCACCUGCAACAUUGAGUUUUUUCAACCAUCAUUAUACUGCUUGUAUUUUUAUUAUCGAGAAAUAUAAAGAAAACUGAACCAUAAUAGGUAGUGCGAACAAAAUAUGUAUGUUUGAUAUUGCUUUGAAACCUUUAAUGAAUAUUAAUUUACUACAAACUGUUUGUAUGAGCAAUAUGUUCAAUAAGCAUAAAUUUAGAUAACAAUAUCACUUAAGGUUUCAAAGAAUAAACUCAAAUGAUCAUAGUUUUUAAUUAAGAGAAUAUCACAUAAUUGAUUGUAUAAAUGGAAUCUAGAAUGUUCCAUUGAAAAUAAAAAAUAAAUGAAUAAUAAACAGGG
Messenger RNA from Polistes canadensis, 1686 nucleotides. It is a transcript of the gene mts, whose product is annotated as serine/threonine-protein phosphatase 2A catalytic subunit alpha isoform. Gene Ontology annotation, cellular component: cytosol. Bases 174 to 1103 code for a protein of 309 amino acids. Lineage: Eukaryota; Metazoa; Arthropoda; Insecta; Hymenoptera; Vespidae. Gene Ontology annotation, biological process: mitotic cell cycle; peptidyl-serine dephosphorylation. Gene Ontology annotation, molecular function: protein serine/threonine phosphatase activity. The transcript is spliced from 6 exons. The record is from RefSeq and is a predicted model, not a curated record.